Molecule: messenger RNA, 1491 nt
Organism: Penicillium macrosclerotiorum
Lineage: Eukaryota; Fungi; Ascomycota; Eurotiomycetes; Eurotiales; Aspergillaceae
Exons: 3
Coding region: 1-1491 (496 amino acids)
Molecular function (GO): ubiquitin binding
Source: RefSeq, a predicted model, not a curated record
AUGGGAGACCAUGACGAUGAUGUGAAAAGUGAGCUCGAGAAAUUUUACUGCCCACCGGUAGACUCCGCCUUGUUCGCCGCAAUCGUCGCAGAUUAUGACCUCGCCAAAUCCGAAGAUGUCCAAACAAUGCGCCAGACCCUGGAUUCGAUAAAGGAACUGGCAGUGCAGCAAGAGGAUCUCCCCUUCGAUCCAUCAGGAACAGCCAACGACCAGGUCGACGCUACCGAGGUGGGGGGACACUCCUCUGACUUUGAUUUAUCGAAUCUGGGUCAAGAUGAACUUCGGACCAUGACCGAUGCUACCAGUCAGACAUCACACUGUUUUGGAGGCGGGAGUAAUGACAACAGCUUCAAGUUUCGAUCCACAUCGGGCACCACAUAUACCAUUGCAGCUGAUGGGUCCGUUCAGCUUUCAGGGGGGACAGAGGAAAGCAAGCUCGCCUUACUCAAAGAGAUGUUUCCAGGCAUUUCCGUGUUCGACGUUAGUCAGGUUUUGAAGAAAAGUAAUGGAGACAUGGAGAAAUCCAUGGACGUCUUAUUGAACCAAUCUUUCUUCGAUGAGACCCAGACAGCUGAAGAUCAUGUUGUUGUACCUAAAGGACUUGACGGAUUUGUCGAUGAGAUCCCUGAUAUUGGCCCAUCUGCCUACACGGCAAACCAAAGAUCCCUCUCCGCAACCAUUAAAGCCCUGGCUUUGGCUGAAGCCCCAAAUGAAAAUGCCGAGAUCGACGGAGAUAUUGUCCUACGGCAACAGGUCAAUGAGCUUGCUCGAGAUUAUUCCAAUAUUCCCACGGCCACACUUGCAGGAUUGCUCAGAAUCACCCAGAAUCUCAUCUCUGCAGCAACUGAAUUGGCAGCAGAGAUGGUUCGUCAACCAUCAUUAAUCAAUAUCUCUGAAAUUGUGACAAUCCAAGCACCUGCAUUGAACCUGGACAAUGAGGUUGAUCAGGUUGCUGGAUCCCGAAGUCGAGGCCACGGGAGCAUCCCGAGCACUCGCGGAUUUGAGGAAGAAACUGCCGCCGCGAACAUUCAUUUUGCCAGGAGAAUGGCUGCGAACGCACAGGCAGCCCAAGCCGCUCGCAAAGCCAAAUCCAACCCCUUAUAUGGCGGUGCUUCAGCAGUCUACCGGCAGCGGGCUCAGGAAGAACGUGACCUUGCAAUGCGACAUCAAGCUGCCGCGUCGGAUCGACUUGUGGAUCAAAAUUCCUUGAACGGGGAUCUUGAUCUACACGGAUGUACAGUUCCCCAGGCGGUUCGCAUCGCCCACGAUCGUGUCGAGGCCUGGUGGGAUAGUCUGGGUGAUACCAAGCAUAUCCGCGGUGGUGGCAAACAUGUCCACGGUGGUUAUAAGAUCAUUACGGGUGUUGGACUUCAUAGUCGUGAUGGCACUUCGCGCCUUGGCCCUGCUGUUAGUAGGGCAUUGAUCAGUGCAGGCUGGAGAGUGGAGAUUGGGAGAGGCUUCAUUACUGUCAUCGGAGUGGAGCGAGGAUGA